GGGGGAUUACAACUUGCACUCAUACGCGGUAACUACCUAAUUUAUCUCUCUAUAUAAACCCUAAAACACCUUCCUUGAAACACCACGAUUUCCUAUAAACAUUUCGAAAAAAGGAAAGAAAAUGGGUGUGAAAUGCGAAGGAGCAUUUGUUCUUAUUGUUAUUGCAUCGAUGUUUGCAGCGGGUGCAGCAAACAAGGAGUGGAGCAGCGUGGCCGGAAACUGGAACCACAGCCACAGCCAUCCAAAUGCAACUUCCAACAGGUUCAUAGUCGGUGGCUCCGAAAACUGGCAUUUCGGCUUCAACUACACUAAGUGGGCCAUCAACACCGCUCCCUUCUUCCUCAAUGACACCUUAGUGUUCAAGUACGACCCACCAAACGACACGACCUUCCCUCACAGUGUGUAUCUGCUGCCGGACUUCUGGAGUUUCAAAAACUGCGAUCUGAGAAGAGCGCGGAAGAUCGGAGAGGUGAGUGCAGGCGGCGGCGACGGCUUCGAGUUCGUGUUGAAGAGGUGGCAGCCCUACUAUUUCGCGUGCGGCGAACACGGCGGUGCCCACUGCAAAGAUGGCCUCAUGAAAUUCGCCGUCUGGCCCUUGAUCCGUUGGUUCUACUGAAUGCAGAUUAUAAACUCACCAAAUUAAUUAAUUAAUUAAUUAAUCAUAAUCUGAAUAAUAUAAGAUAAGAUAUUUGUUUGCAUGUGUGCCUGUGAUUUUGAUUGUUUUUCUUUUCCACAACAUCUUUUGUUACUCAUCUUGCUACGCUACGCACCGUGAAGCAAAAUUUGUAACAAAAGACUCCUUUUAUAUUGUUGUUGAAUUUGUAUUCUUGGCUUUCAAAUUUAUUAUUAAUGAAGUGAUGACGUUGUUUGGCUUUUUUA
Molecule: messenger RNA, 879 nt
Organism: Salvia miltiorrhiza (redroot sage)
Lineage: Eukaryota; Viridiplantae; Streptophyta; Magnoliopsida; Lamiales; Lamiaceae
Exons: 2
Coding region: 122-616 (164 amino acids)
Molecular function (GO): electron transfer activity
Source: RefSeq, a predicted model, not a curated record